GGUGAUGCACGCUCAUCGGCGCCGGCUGCAGGCGUGCAGACAUUAGUGGACAGGACGCGGCCUGAAGCUUUUAUCCUCGUUUAACAAACUUUGUCCUGAUGUUUGAAGUAAUUCAGUGAGUGUGAGGAUGCUAACAGACAUGAUUGUGGAGGAAGAAUUUGAGAUCAAGGAGGAGGAACCGUGGUACGACAAGCAAGACCUUGAACAUGACCUGCAGCUGGCAGCCGAGCUUGGGAAGACGCUCCUGGAGCGAAACAGGGAGCUGGAGCAGGGGCUGCAGCAGAUGUACUCCACCAACCAGGAACAGCUGCAGGAGAUAGAGCACCUCACGAAGCAGGUGGACCUCCUCCGGCAGGUCAACGAUCAGCACGCUAAGGUUUACGAGCAGCUGGACACAACGGCCCGGGAGCUGGAGCACAACAACCGCAAACUGGUUCAGGACAACAGGACGUCCCAGCAGAGGAUUCAGGGGCUGAUAGAGACAGUGGAGGUGCUGCAGACCCAGGUGGAGGAGCUGCAGCAGCAGGUGGAGCAGCUAAAGCUGACCCCUUCCAGGCCUCAGAAACAUCCAGGCAGAGAGAAGUGGCCACCACGCAGUGCUCAGAGCGUGUCCUGUCUGACAGAGCUCCAAAACACGCUCAGGUAUGAAUACGACCCUGAUGAAGCCUCAGAUGAAUUUGAGCCCCCAGACGUGUCAUGGCGUGAAGAGGAGCAGGCGUCACUACGUCAGUCCCUCCGUGCACUGCAGACUCAGUUCGCCAAUGAGCGAGCUCGUAGGGAGGAGUCUGAACGAGAGGCCGAGCUGCUCGCCAAUGAGAAUGCAGCGCUGGAGCAGAAAGUGGCAAGGAUGGAGGGGUGUCAGAUCAGGGUGUCAGAGCUAGAGCAAGAGGCCGAAGAGCUUCGUCAGCUCUGGAAAUCAGAGUCCUCAAAAAAGUCCACCAGGCCAGACUUCCUCCACAGUUUGUUGUCGAACUCGAUGUUCCUGAACCCAGAGGAAGAGGGUGAAGGGGAGUCUGCCAAAAGCCCGCGGCUCCUGAAGCGUUGGGAAAGUGAAAAGCUCAUUAAGGUGGCCCAAACUCCCAACCCCACCGACAGGAUCUACGACCAUGAGUGCUCCUGCGUGCGCCGAGCCGAGGUGGUGAAAUAUCGCGGGAUCUCUUUGCUCAACGAAGUCGACGCCCAGUACAGUGCCUUACAGGUGAAGUACGACGAGCUGCUGCGGCGUUGCCACCUAGGGCUGCAGGAGGAGGAGGGCGAGGAGCAGGAUGUGCAGAGCCACAAGUUGGUCCAGACUGCAUCCAUCACCUCUGCUGGUUCUGCUGGUUCUACUCUGGCUGACAUGGAGAACUUUGAGGAUGACUUUCACCAGCCGGAGUACAAGGAACUUUUUAGGGAAAUCUUCUCUCGUAUACAGAAAACCAAACAGGACCUUAUUGAAAACAGGGAGAGACUCUCAGCCAGUGAGGUGCUGCCUCUUUCACAUAAGCUGCUUCCAAAAAAAUAAAGGAAGACAAACAAAACCUGAUGCAACAUUUAUCGUUGUCUUCCAGGGAACUCUAAAACAGCACUUAAAACUCACUGACUUCACUCAUGAUGGCCUCUUUUUACCAAAAUAGUUAAUACAUUUACAUUGAAAAUUGACUGUUAUACUCUCAGUCUGAUGAAAACUUGACUGGUUCUGCACAUGCUCCUGUGUUGCAGGAACAAGAGCAGUAGUCCAGUUAAAUGGUCUAAUCUAGCCAUGACCGUAGCUCUGCUUAACUUUGCGUGUAAAUGUACUGAGAGAUUCUCAUGCAUAAGGGUUAAGAGACCAGAGUUAAGCAGGAAUAAGAGGAUGAACACCAGCAGCUUAAGGCUCACAUGGGAUUCACUUUGCACAGAAACACCCGUGCCUAAUGCUGCCAUCUCUACCAUACAAUUAAUGUACCUCACUCUGCACAACCCUGAUGAAAUUUGAUCUGAGUUUCAGUUUAUCGAGGAUCCUAUCUCUGUUUAAAAACAUGCAAUAACAGCAGUUUGCCACUUUUUUAAUGUGGUGAACCUGUUUUUAAACUGUUGCUUAUUCGCACAUCAAACAGCUUGAGAGAAACACUAUCAAGUAAGAGUUAUGUUUUUGACCAUCAGGUGAAUGCAAGUCAAAUAUUUGAUGUCUCGUUGCUCUGGCUUUGGUCAUCACCAGCUCCUGAGAGCAACAUCAGGAUCAUUAGUAGUCGGGUGUUACUCAAUGAUAGCUGCCUGCCUGUAAGCAAUGAACAUAAAGUUGUGAUUUGGUUUUAGAAUCUUUUCUCUGGAAAUGACCACACGAGAGGUGUAAGAAAACCAAAACACUGAGGUUGUUUGCUUGAUGGCUAAAUAGCGAAUUGAGAGUCAUCAAGGUCUGAAUCACACUUGGACAAAACUUCCUUAAUUUACAUGGGUGCGCUGCAUGUGUGAAUGCAAACAGAUGAAACUUUAACGCAGACUUUACCCCAGGUCUCCACUUGCCUGACAGGCAAACUGACAGAAAUAUUCCUGCUGUGAGGGACAAACAUGAACAACAAGGAAGUCAGGAAAUUAUCUGGGUAGGUUAAUCAGGGUUGCAUAUGUGAGAAGGGUUUAUGAAGCUCUUUGAGGGACAUGCCCGAUGUCAGUGUUUUUUGUGACAGCUGUAUCCACAACCUCAACUUCAGAGUGCUUUCCACCAGCACUCCCUUUUCCCCUCUCAUGGUACUUAUCACUGAAGGGACAUUUGGUUCCGUCAUAAAUUUCUUUCUAUGUAAAAGAAUUCUUUUAUGUCAUCAGCAGCAGCUUCAGGUCUGCAAAAUGUAAAAAAUAAGAAACAGUCAAGUGGCAGUAGUUUUUUGGUCAGUGGAUUUUAUGGCCAAUGAACUUCUAGUUUGAAAUCAUAAAUUCAAAAUCAAGAAACAAGGGAAAUACCUGCCCUUGGCUUUUUAAGGCAGUUCAUAUUAAAUGAGGGAUAAAAAAAAAAAACAGGAAACAAACCUUUUUUUUCUGGUAAACAUUAGUGAUGUAACUUUCUUUUUUUCCAAAGUACCUGCAGCAGGUCACACAUACAAGAUUAAAAGAAUGUUAUAUCACCAGUUUUCUGUUCUUUGAUCUUCCUUUUUUGAGCAGAACAUAAAACAAGAAGAUGAAAAAUUAGCUGUGUCUAUUUUUUUAAAAUUACUUUUGGAAAAGUAAAAAAGGGAAAUAGAAACCAAAAAACAGGAAACGGAAAAACUUUAAAUGGUUUGUUUUUCUUUUAUUCCCUGUUUAAUAUGAACUGCCUGAAAGGGCAAAAGUCGUGUUAUUUCUGUGAUUUGUUUUCCUGUUUUUAAACAGUAAUUGGGAAACCUCUUGUUCUUGUUUUCAGAUUUCUCAUUAAAAUCGAAAGUCUAUUGGCCUUAAAAUACCCUGACCUUUUUCCUCUGCCUUUGUUUUUGACAAAUUCAAAAUGGGAAGUUCCAGCUCUUCUUGUCUUUAAUUGAUCAGAGAGGGAGAAAAGACACUGACAAGUGCUCCUAAACUUGGACUACUUAGAGCGUGGAUGGCCUAGCAGCCCAGUUGCGCCCCAUGUAUGCAGGCAGCCUGGGUUCAAGUCUGGCCUGUGGCUCCUCUCCUUCAUGUCUCUCCCUUAUUCUCUCAUCCCUGGUUCCGAUCCUAUCCACUGUCCUCUAUCUAUAAAGGCAUUAAAAGCCCCCAAAUAUAUCUUUUUAAAAAGCUUGGGACUACUUUUAGCAGAGUGAUGAGUUCCAUGGCAAAAAAAAUAAAAAAGGCUGAUGGUAAAGGGGGUUUGGCCCUCCUGAUGUCAAGCACUGAAAUGUUGAACUGCUUUGGCUGUCUUUUUAAAGUGGCAUAUGUGGCCCUUAAAGUGAUAUUAUGCAAGGAUUAAGUUUGGCGUGGUUUGGCAUCCCCGCCAAAGCUAUAUAGUGCUGAAAGCAGGCUCUCAGUGGUAAAGAGUUAGACACUGCUCUCCCUUUUAAGAGUAGGAUUGGUUUGAAACUACUAUUUAUGGUGAAACCAUUUAAUAUUGUUGCUUUAUGCUAAAAGGGAUCCACAUUUGACCAAUUGAAAUGAGAUAAUUAUUACCAGGAAACCUUGAAAUAAAAGGGUCCUUGAGGUAAAAUGUUAAUGCUGUAUAUGGUGUUUUUUUACUGAGCUCCUGUGAUCCAAUGUGAACUUUCUAAUUUCUUUGCAGUUUUAAAAUGAAAAAAAAUCUUCCUAUAUGACAGCUCUGCCUGCGCCUAUAAGAUCAACAUAUGCAAGAAUGUCCAAUAUAAUAUUGGUGAUGGAGUUUGUGUCAAUAGGAGUUUGUGAUUUAAGGUGCUAAAUUGAAUUUUUGUAACUGUGACAUGUAUACUCAGAAAAUAUACUUGAUUACUGUAUGAUAGAGUAUAAAUAUCUGUGAGUGAAUGUGAUGUUAAAAAGAGCUUAAGGCGUCCUCUUAAAGACUACUUGAUAAUGUAACUGCGUAGCCCCUCAUGAAGGGUUGUAUGAUUAGAAGCUUUUCUCCGCUGCCUGAUGUUUGUGUGUUCAGCUUCCGAUUGUACACAUAGUUUGUCUUAAACCCAUGUUGAGAAGCACUUUAGGUUUGCACAUGCAUUGUUUAAUGCUCUAAGACACUUUACAUUUCUGUCACAUGUAGUUAUUAAGAAGUGAUGAUGAUGUUUAUGAAUAAUGUGCAGAACAUGUGUGGUAUGUACAAUGUGUUUGUAACUCUUCAUGAUUGGACGUUAUGUCUGAGCCAUAAAACA
This is a messenger RNA of Cheilinus undulatus (humphead wrasse), 4733 nucleotides long. Its product is annotated as cerebellar degeneration-related protein 2-like. The record is from RefSeq and is a predicted model, not a curated record. The transcript is spliced from 6 exons. Bases 128 to 1504 code for a protein of 458 amino acids. Lineage: Eukaryota; Metazoa; Chordata; Actinopteri; Labriformes; Labridae.